Erigeron canadensis is the source of this 1076-nucleotide messenger RNA. Its product is annotated as soluble inorganic pyrophosphatase 4-like. The record is from RefSeq and is a predicted model, not a curated record. Gene Ontology annotation, cellular component: cytoplasm. Bases 181 to 840 code for a protein of 219 amino acids. Lineage: Eukaryota; Viridiplantae; Streptophyta; Magnoliopsida; Asterales; Asteraceae. Gene Ontology annotation, molecular function: magnesium ion binding; inorganic diphosphate phosphatase activity. Gene Ontology annotation, biological process: phosphate-containing compound metabolic process. The transcript has 10 exons.
UAUUUUGAUUAAAUACAUAAUUUAAGGUUUGCUUUAAAUAUCGAAAGGCUGAAGGAGAAGACAGCGGGAACAAUAGCAACAGCGUGAAGCUUCCGCUUUCUACUUUCUCUCUCUUUAAGCUAGAUCUUGUACUUCAUUUCAUCAACUUCACAGAUCAUUUCUCAAUUUCAGAUUGCAAUAAUGACUCCACCAAUUGAGACUCCAAACAAACCUGCUGACUCUCACCAUUAUCAUCAUCAUUCUCAUGCUCCUCUCAAUGAAAGAAUACUUUCAUCCAUGAAGAGAAGGUCAGCUGCUUCCCAUCCUUGGCAUGAUCUCGAGAUAGGCCCUGGAGCACCAACGAUAUUCAACUGCGUGAUUGAAAUUAGCAAGGGGAGCAAGGUAAAGUACGAGCUCGACAAAAAAACAGGACUUAUCAAGGUUGAUCGUGUCCUAUAUUCUUCAGUCGUCUACCCUCACAACUAUGGCUUUGUCCCCCGCACUCUCUGCGAGGACAAUGACCCACUUGAUGUCUUGGUUAUCAUGCAGGAACCAAUCCUGCCAGGAUGCUUUCUUCGUGCCAAGGCGAUCGGUGUUAUGCCCAUGAUUGAUCAGGGAGAGAAGGAUGACAAGAUAAUUGCAGUCUGUGCUGAUGAUCCUGAGUAUAGACACUACAAUGACAUCAAGGAGCUCCCACCACAUCGUUUGGCAGAGAUCCGCCGCUUCUUUGAAGACUACAAGAAGAAUGAGAACAAGGAAGUUGCUGUCAAUGAUUUCUUGCCAGCUGCUGAGGCUAUUGAGGUGGUCAAACAUUCUAUGGAUCUGUAUGCGGACUACAUUGUGGAGAGCUUGAGGAGAUAGAAGAAGAUGUUGGCUACUUUGGUGGACUAUAGCUGAGAAAGAUUAUGUCAUAUAACUCUUGCAAAAUCUAUAUUUUUGUCAAAAUUGCACACAUUCUUGUGUGCGUAUAAUACUGUGGUGUAACUUUCUCAUCAUUAGAUGAUGACGACAACUUAAAAAAACUCAGGGAAAUAGUAGUGAAGAAAACUGGUCCAAAUGUUACAUAUAUUCUAUUUUUCAAUAUUUGUUUUCUUUCA